Rhopilema esculentum is the source of this 6063-nucleotide messenger RNA. Its product is annotated as kinesin-like protein KIF19. Gene Ontology annotation, molecular function: microtubule motor activity; ATP binding; microtubule binding. NCBI's taxonomy places the organism in Eukaryota, Metazoa, Cnidaria, Scyphozoa, Rhizostomeae, Rhizostomatidae. Gene Ontology annotation, biological process: microtubule-based movement. The record is from RefSeq and is a predicted model, not a curated record.
AUGAUCCUAUUUAAAAAAUUCAGAAACGGUAAGAGCCAUGACACAAUUUUAAAUAUUUCUGAAAAGAAAAUAGUAAUUCGAUUUCCUAUCUUAUGGUAGCCAGAAAGUCAAGAAUGAAAGUCAUGUUAACUUGUUUGAUAUGAUGCUAUGAUGUUUGCCAUUUUCACGCUGUAAUUUAACGUUUUCAUAAGUAAAUGUUUUGUAAAAAAAGAAGUAAUCGACUCCUCAAAAAGGAAAGUUCUGCACGAGUUAUUCAAACCUAAGAAGUACGGAAUUAUUUUCCGCUUUAAGAAGUUACUUUCAACUACAUAGAAAAGCAGGAUCGUCGCUACAGUAGGGCGUAGAGAGUGUGACACCCCCUUGGAAAAUAAUUUUAUUGCAACAAAGAGGUUUUUUUUGCCUAAAAGGGGUGCUUCGUCGGGAAACUUUGAGGCUUGUCUGCAAAUAAAGAAUAACUCCCUCACUUUGUCGGCAAAUAUAACCUGGGCAACCCCUUUGAGCAAGUGACGGCCCUGUGUUUCAGUGCCAUAGAAAGGAUAGAAUAAUUAGAGAGACAUUGUUUGAGGACAAUAGGAACAAAAUGAGACCAUGCGACCAGGCUGAUCUGUCAUUAGCAAUUUUAUUCAAGGCUUAGUUUAAUAAUUUAAAACGACAAAGUCAAUAAACAUGCAAGCAAUUUUGAAAUGAAAGAAAUAGUAAAAGUAAAUAAUUUUGGCGAGAAGGCUCUAAGAAAGUCUGAAUACUUGCAAGCACAUUAUUGCGAUUUUCUGCCGUCCCAGAAUCCAAGAAAGUUAAAAAUGAAUAUUGAAUGUAUUCAUAUUUUUCAGAAAAGGCUUUCUUUUCUUUUGAGAGCAAAGACAGUUGCUUAGUUGAUGUGAAUUUACAUACCAAACACGCAGCAUGAAGUAUUUAGUAAUUUUCUUAUCGAAUGCUGCAAAGUCUAAAUUAUGAAGGGAAUAAAUUUUCUUGUUAUCAGCUUUUGUUCCGUUGCGAAGAGAACUAGGGCCGUUCCAAACUCACUAUUACGAUGUUCUGUCAUCCAGAGUCUGCGUAAAAUUUUGAGAAAUUAGAAAACUUUGAAUAGCCUUUGAUUGUCAAAUUCUAUGAAAAUUCAAGAAAAUUUCAGUACUGAAAAAAAUGUAUGUAUCAUUAAGUAGGAUGGAGGUCUGAAAAGUUGAGUAAAACGAUUGUAAAAACAAAGACACGAUGGUUAAUAGCUUUGCAUAAUUAGCGGGUGACUGAGUGACCUGGUUUUACUGUUUGACAUUAAGAAACAGUAGAAUAGAAUGGAAAUUUGUAAACGACCACCUGACUCUCAUGCUCCUUUUCUAAUAAAAUCGAACGCCGCACAGGUGACUUGACUCAGAAUUUACAUCUGUAUAUCAAGAUGAGGAAUAAACAUUUCGAUCAUGAGCGCUCUGGAUGGAAAAUUAAGUUUUUUCAAUUAGAAGACAGGCGAUGUUUUUGAUAUCAGUUGCCCUCCUGAAGCUCUGCUCGUCCAUAGCAAAUUAGCUUCGCAGUCACGUUUCCUAGCAACCAGACGUAUAGCUGGAUAGAUCUAUAACAUUGAGUUGAAGGCUGUCCGAAAUCAGAAUGGAGAGAAUGUCGUUUCUUAUGGCAGAUUUCGCUUGCUUGUAAUGGGAGUUUCGACGGAUGGCGUUGCGAUGGGAGGUGAACGAUUCAAGGUAGCUGUUCGAGUUAGGCCAAUAAAUGAUGCAGAAAUCGAAAAUGGAUGCACUGAUAUUGCUCAUGUUAUCGACGUGGAAAAAAUGGUGGUUCUUAUGGACCCGAUUGACGAUGCUGAUGAUAUCCUACGAGCAAACAGGUCAAGGGAAAAGCAAUACGUAUUUGACUUAUCUUUCGGACCAUCAGCUACCCAGAAAGAAGUAUACGAGCAUACGACCAAGGAUUUGAUCGAGUCGGUUGUUGAUGGCUUCAAUGCAACUGUUUUUGCUUAUGGCCCAACAGGGGCUGGUAAGACACAUACGAUGCUGGGACUUGACUCUGACCCUGGUAUCAUGGUCAGAACAUUAAACGACUUGUUUAAGAAAAUGGAAUUGACAAGUGAUGACUCAAGCUACGUCGUAACAAUGUCUUAUUUGGAGAUUUAUAAUGAAAUGAUUCGUGAUUUACUGAACCCAUCUUCGGGGUACCUCGAUUUGAGGGAAGAUUCGAAAGGUGUUGUUGUUGCUGGUUUAUCAGAAAUGACAGCCUCUACGACGAAAGAGGUCAUGCAGAUGCUGUCAAUGGGCAACAAACAGAGGACCUGUGAACCAACAGCAGUUAACAAGACGUCGUCCCGUUCCCAUGCUGUCUUACAGGUGACAGUGAAGCAGAAAAGUCGCGUUAGAAAUAUCAUGGAAGAAGUCAAAAUCGGCAAAUUAUUUAUGAUCGAUCUUGCAGGAUCAGAGAGAGCUGCAAAUACACAGAAUCGCGGGAAAAGACUCAUCGAAGGCGCUCACAUCAAUAGAUCACUACUGGCUCUUGGAAAUUGUAUCAAUGCUUUAUGUGAAAAAGGAGUACGGGGCUCACAAUACAUCAACUUUCGAGAUAGCAAGCUAACACGACUAUUAAAGGAUUCUCUUGGAGGUAAUUGUCGGACAGUGAUGAUUGCUCACAUCAGCCCGGCGAGCAUGUGUUAUGAAGAAUCAAAGAACACAUUGAAUUAUGCAGACAGGGCGAAGAAUAUUAAGCUUAAGGUCAAAAGAAACCAGUAUAACGUGAAUUAUCACAUCGCCCAGUAUCAGACGAUCAUAGCGGAACUGAGACAAGAGGUUCUACGAUUAAAAGCCAAAUUAGCUGAUAGCGAGCUAAAGUCUCAUCAAGGCUCAGCAACAUCUGCAACAUUUCGUGGCUGCAAGGAAUCGAAAGUGCUUGAAAAACUUCGCAGUGAGCUUGUCGAGAGCUUCCAGGAGCAAAUGGAAAUACGGCGGCAGUUAAUCGAUCUUGAAGAUUCUGCGAUGCGAAUGUCCAGUGAAUAUUCGCGUCAUAUGCUGGUUAUUGACGAAUGGGAGAGAGACAAGGCAAAGAGGCAAGCAAAACUAGAAAUAGAACAACUAGCUUCGAAUCCAGAACCAAGAAAGAAACCACAGAUAGUUAAGAAAAAGGUUUUAUAUCGAAAAGCAAAACAGGGCACAUUUGAUGUGGAAAACAAGGACUUAGACACAGAAAAAAAUUUACUGCGUUCGUAUGACGAGGGCUGGGAACCAGCUGACGUCAUCGCUGCUAGAGAAGAAGUGCAGCAGAUUUCUCUGAAGGAAAAGGACACGUUUGAUCAGAAAAAAGAACUGCAAGAUAUCUUAGAGGAUUUACGCAAAAAACGUGGAGAAAUUGAGGAUAGUUUACCGAGAAAGAUAUCUUGUGAUGGCCAUAGAGAAUUGUUAAAGUUAUUGUGUAAUGUUCAUGAACUUGAAUUGAAAAAUACAGAGCUUGAAUCGUUAGCUAUGUUGAAAGAUCAUUUAAUGCAGCAAAGUGACUUCAAUUUGCAAAAACAGGAGGUUAAGCAAAAGUUAUGCGAUGAGAUCAUACAGCUUCAAAGAGCAUCGCUAGAAGAUAAUGAUAUCCAGGCUUCAUCUGAGCUUGAAGCACUGUAUCAAAUCUACCAGCAACAAAUAUCAGAUUCGGAUUCAGCGACAAAUUAUGGUUCGUCAACAGUUCUUCCAAAUGCUAUUGGCGGCAAGAACCAAGAUGUCAAAUUUGGAAAUACGCCAGGCACAAGUUCCGUUCCGUCAUUAACAACGGUUAUGGAAGAUCGAUUGUCGAAUACGAGACCAGAGGGUAGGAAUACAAGGAAGCGCUGGAUUGAAAGCGUCUCUGAUAUCGAGGCUGAUGAUGGGUCACGUCGCGACUUUUCGAUGGCAGAGGGAGGACUGGCAAACGGCAAGAUUGCAGUGCCAUCACUCAUACGGCAGGAUACUUCAACAACAUUCACAUUGGAUGACGAUAGAAGCGCAGUUGAGGAUCUCACUGUAGUAAAACCGCAUAUAAGGAGACACAGAGCGAAGAAGCAGUCAGUCCAUGGUGCAGCGAGUGAUAACGAAGUAGUAAUAAGGCAUCACCGCAAAACGGGAAAAGACACUUACAUAGGAAAAACUGCAUCAGAUAUGAAACUGAGAAAUAAAAAGUUGAUUUCAAAGAGAUAUGCUCAUACUUCUAACAGCAUGAAUGAUUUAUCCGCGAUUAAAACGCCAAAAAAUGACAACAGCAGCACUGAGGAUUUGCAUAAAAUUGAUAGCAUCGAAGAAAGACAGCAAAGGCCGAGACAGAGGUCAAGCUCACUGGACAUGGGAAGAGAAAAACUUCGUCUUCGCAUGGCUGCUGUGGAAAAGAAAACACGAAAACAGCUAACGAAAAAACCUAGCGAUUCAAACAUACCCAUACCAAGGCUGAGGCGGAAGAAGAUUUCAAUGGACGAGUUAUCCGUUGUCACUGUCGAUUCUAAGAUAAACCACAAGCAAUCACCCCACCGGGAUAAAGAUGAUUUUAGGAAUAUUCCUCACCACGCAACCCCGACGUACGUGUCGCAAACCGGUGCCAACAGUACCCCGACUGCCAGGGCCUCUUUGCAUCGCAAACAGCAGAAGGCACUUCAUAUUGACAGAGUGGCAUUUGGUGGGAUCAUCCCAGUGCAAUCAAAACCAAAGCUUAAUAGAAAGUCAAAAGAAGGACUUAGCGAUAGCUUGGCUGUCAGCGGAUUCUCAGUUGUUCCCAAGCAAACGAGGCCAGGCCAUAAGCGGUUUUAGUAUCAACAUGUCUGUUUUAGAGCCUGGACAAUCAUCAAGAAAUAAUUUUCUAGCGAAGAUAGAGUUAUUUGCAUAUUUUAUUUGUGGGUUUCUAAUUUCUUUGUAUGGCAUAGAAGUUUCAAAUUCAACGCGCUGACAUGAAAAGACAAAACUUUAGUUCCAAGGACAGUGCUUCAAGCUUUAAACCCUUUGUGGUUUCUUUGGUAGCCCAAGGUUUUUUAGCAUUUUGAAGAUGUCAAUUCUUCCAAAGAAGGAAUUUAGAAGGAGUUAUAUAUAUGUAUUGAAAAUUACAAGCAAAUAAACAAGAAAGGUAAUAUAAACAUCAUUAAACUACUUCUACCAAUGAAAAUACCAAUGCUACCCAAGGAAAGCUUUUCAUGGCCAAAUCUAUGCCUCAGAGAAUGUUUAUAAUGCGGGAAAAUUCUAAUGAAAUAUUUAAUUUUUCUUUCUCUGAAUAAAUUAUUCUAUUUUGUAUGAUGUUCUUCUACAUUCUAUUUGUAUAUAUCGAGUAGUUGUUACAUAUUGUGUCUGGAAAGCUGAAGUGGAGUCCAGUGUAGUUUUCACUCAGCGAAUUUUCAUAGUAAUUGUAGAUGUAAAGUUAGCUUAAAGCAUUUUAAAUUUGGUAGAAAACGCACAGAAGAAUCAGCUCGUUUGGCAGGCAGCCUGGAAAGGCGCUUGACUAACUCUUGUUGCCAUCAGAAAUCUUGCUAAAUUGUUUUCAGAGCCAAGACCACAGUCUUAUCGCAACACAUCUCCUUUUGAAAGUAUUUCAAAACAAGUAUAAUGUUUCGCUCUCAGACAUGUUUAUCUUCAGCACAGUUACACAGGACUUGCAACGAAGCUAUUAUUCGUCAUAAGUUCUAUUGUAGGAAGUUUGAAUUCGCAAAAGGUUACACGCAGAGUUAAUGUUAAUAGAAUGAAGUUGAUUGUUUCUACGUUAUGACACAACCAUUAAACAGUUUCCUUGACAUUUAGUUGCACGCUUAAUGAAUUUUUUAUGAUCUGUUAAAAUAUAUUUAUAGACUUACUGGAUGUACCAAUUGAGUGGAAUGUCGAAUUAAGCACAGUACCUAACAUUAAUAUCAAUUUUGGAAGUAGUAUUUUUAAGAUGAUUGUAGUUGACUUUACACAGCAGUUUUGAAGUCAUUUUUAGAAUUUAAUUUUUCUGUUUUUGAUUGACCCGAGACUCUGUAAACAAUCUUAACAUAAUGCUAACAAUUGCAAUGCAAGUUACGUUACUUGCCAUUAAUUUUGAUAAAAAGCAGUAAUUUUACUACAGUUUAACGAAAGCUUUGUAGGUUGAUAACGAGGUUGAUCCAGA